CUCAGAGAGUGCAUUGAGAAGUUGCAAAUUCUUGACACAACUGAGGAACACCAACGUAGACUUAAGUGAAAUUCCAGAAAUACACGUUGAUCUGCAUAUGGAUCCCACUUAUGAGUCUCCUGAAGAAACGGAUGAUAAGAAAGAAGAUAGUUUUAACAGGUCAAAUGUUCCUUUGUCUCGCAAGAGAGGAAGAAAUUUAUUCUCUCCUGGUAGAGAAUCAAUAUCAAGUUAUCAAUUGAAUGAGGCGUCAAGAAGUUUAACUAAUGGGAUAUCAAACAGGAAUCAUAGACCAGAAGAUGCAGAAGAUAAGAUUGCACAUAAUCAUGCAGUAAAACAAGAUGCCACUGUUUUGAACAGUCCCCAACCUGUAACUAAAGUAAAACACUCUUAUAACACUGCAUAUGAAACUGACACCAGAUGUUCAGUUGUGUCUGUGCCACAAUAUGACACUGAGCACGACAAAGUGUGGCAUUAUCAAGAUCCACCUGGAAAAAUCCAGGGUCCCUUUUCCAUUUUACAGUUGGACAAAUGGAACUCCACUGGGUUUUUCCCCUCAGAUCUUAGGGUAUGGCUAGCAUCUAAAAAUCAAGAAACAAUGUUAUUGAAUGACUUACUGUUGAAAUUUCAGCAUGUUCACAACAGAAAUCUCAAUCUGCUAAUCUUACCCAGCCUCCAAGUUUUUCAGGUGGAGCAGCUAAUGCAGGACAGAAGUUGGAUAUGGGGUUGAGAGAAAAUAAUAAUCCGUCACUGGUGGAUAUCAAGCAGAAUGAGCAUAAUUGGAAUGCAAAACAAAAUGAUGUAACUUUAUCUUCUGCUGGGUACAAUGUCUCAAACGUUGAAAUGCAGGUUCUUCAGGCAUCUAAUAACAGUGAGCAAAACAGGGAGCAUGUUACUCGAGAAAGAAGGGUUGGAGCCGCUACACAUGUCAGGGAAUCUCUAGCUGAUAUAAAUACUUGCUUUGGCCAACAGGCAAGUUAUAGCAUCCCUGAUCCAAACCCAUGUUUUUCUGCUUCCUUAAGUAGAAAUCUGUACAAUUCUCCAGCCUAUCGAGGCAUAGGAAUGCAAUUAGAAAACGGUGAGAGAUGGAGCACGAAGCAGGACCACAGGAGUUCCUGCAAUUCAGUUAGGUGUAGGCCCAUAAGACCUAGUGGUCAGGGUUAUGAAGGCCAAUAUUCUAGUCAGAAUCCUUUAAACCAACAAUCACAUCAGGUUUCUCAACUGUAUCAACCUAAUCAAUCACCCACUAAUUCAAGAAGUCAAUGGGCAAAUGAUGGAUAUGGUCUGUCUACUCCCACCCAGCAGCCAAGUAGUAUGAGCUGGACAAGCCAUCAAUCUCAUACUAUGGCACCUUCUGCAUCUGUUACUUCUAUUCAUACAGUACGCUAUGGCUGGAAUGCUAUACCAAGUGCUCAGUUGCAUCAAUUAGCUACUAACACGAUGGAUUCCAAGGCAAGUGUUCCAUUAGUGGCUGCCAUCCAUGGGUGGAGUCCAAAGUCAUCCUCAAAUGCCCUUAAUCUACAUACUGAACCAAAAGACUGGGUGUCAGAGUCGGCUACAGCAAUAUCAGCUGCUGAUACCAACCUGAAUUUUGGAAAAAUGGAUAAUUUGAAUAAUUCAUCACCAACCAAUCAGCUGAAAAAGUGUAACAUCCCAAAAUUUCACUAUUUGAAGUUCUAAAAGUCCUUAUAAAAAUCUGGAAAUGCUUUUAAAAUAUUCUAGAGAUUUUUAGGAAUUUUUAGAGUAUUUUUAUGCAAUUUUUGGAGUUCGUUUGAUAUUU
Zingiber officinale is the source of this 1777-nucleotide messenger RNA. RefSeq lists its product as uncharacterized. Lineage: Eukaryota; Viridiplantae; Streptophyta; Magnoliopsida; Zingiberales; Zingiberaceae. The transcript is spliced from 2 exons. Bases 718 to 1677 code for a protein of 319 amino acids. The record is from RefSeq and is a predicted model, not a curated record.